Bradysia coprophila is the source of this 2197-nucleotide messenger RNA. RefSeq names its product P[[i]]-sensitive XPR1 ortholog (gene PXo). Gene Ontology annotation, molecular function: inositol hexakisphosphate binding; phosphate transmembrane transporter activity. The record is from RefSeq and is a predicted model, not a curated record. Gene Ontology annotation, biological process: phosphate ion transport; cellular response to phosphate starvation. NCBI's taxonomy places the organism in Eukaryota, Metazoa, Arthropoda, Insecta, Diptera, Sciaridae. Gene Ontology annotation, cellular component: Golgi apparatus; cytoplasm; plasma membrane.
UUCGGUAUGUCAAUAUACAGUCCCGCUUGAACCGAUGCUCAAUGUAGACGGACAUAGAAAGUGUUUUAGUGUCGAUAGCAGUCAUUCUCAGUAUUGCCAACAAAUUACUCGAAUGAAAAUAGUGGAAAAUUCUUCAUUAGAAUGAAAUUUGCUGAGCAUUUAACAGCCCAUAUCACUCCGGAAUGGAGAAAACAAUAUAUCAAUUACGAGGAAAUGAAAGCUAUGCUCUAUGCAGCUGUAGAACAAGCUCCAUCAGCAGAACUGGUGGAUCCUGAAAUGCUGACUCGGUAUUUUACAAAAUUUGAUGAAAAGUUUUUCCACUAUAGUGAUAAGGAAUUGGCCAAAAUCAACACAUUUUAUUCAGAAAAACUUGCUGAAGCAACGCGGAAGUAUGCAAAUCUCCGAACAGAACUCAGUGAAGCUCAAGAAGACGGUUUCCAGAGUAAAAAAUCAAUAUCUCGACGAACGAAACUGCUGCACAAGAAAAACGUCCCGGCUAGAAAGAUUCAAGAACUAAAACUGGCAUUCAGUGAAUUUUAUCUGGGAUUGAUUCUGUUGCAAAACUAUCAAAAUCUCAACUUUACCGGAUUUCGAAAAAUAUUAAAAAAACAUGAUAAAUUGUUGAGCGUAGACUUCGGGGCACGAUGGCGUGUCGAACAUGUCGAACAAUCGCAUUUUUACACAAACAAAGACAUUGAUCGGUUAAUACAGGAAACGGAACUAGUGGUAACUCAAGAUAUAGAAGGUGGUGACCGGCAAAAGGCAAUGAAAAGAUUAAGGGUUCCACCACUUGGCGAACAGCAAAGUCCUUGGAUCACAUUCAAAGUGGGAUUAUUUUCUGGUGCAUUUAUAGUACUUCUCACAGCCGUGCUGUUGUCCGGCAUCUUCCACAGUUCGAAAGACUGGCGAAUAGCUACAAGACUCUUUCGAGGACCUCUGUUAUUGAUUGAGUUCCUAUUUUUAUGGGGUGUAAAUGUUUACGGUUGGCGAUCGUCUGGAGUGAAUCAUGUGCUAAUAUUUGAAAUGGAUCCCAGAAAUCAUUUAUCAGAACAACACUUGAUGGAAUUAGCAUCAGUUUUCGGUGUCAUUUGGACCGUUUGCGUGUUGGGAUUUUUAUUCAAUGAUGCUUUAAGCAUACCUACAUUCGCCAGUCCGCUAAUCUUAUAUUCGUUGAUGCUAAUAUUUCUGUUCAAUCCAACGAAAACGUUGCGCCACGAAGCCAGAUUCUGGACGAUACGAGUGAUUGGUAGAAUUAUUUUAGCUCCGUUUUUUUACGUUGGUUUUGCCGACUUUUGGGUAGCCGAUCAGCUAAACAGUCUCGUGCCGGCAUUUUUAGACAUUCAAUAUUUCAUUUGUUUUUACACGAAGAAUUCGUACUGGUCGGAUGAUAAUGUGGAUGUUGAUUCGUGUAUAGACAAAUCAUAUUUUAUUAGACCAAUGGUGGCAAUGUUACCAGCUUGGUUUCGAUUCGCCCAGUGUCUGAGACGCUAUCGUGAUACUAAAGAAGCAUUUCCACAUUUGGCAAACGCAGCCAAAUAUUCGACAUCAUUCUUCGUUGUGAUAUUCUCGUCGCUGACGUUGGCUUCCCAAAAUUCCUUUAAGUCAUCGGCAGAGAAUCCGUGGUUUUACUUUUGGAUAAUAGCAUCUGUUGUUUCAUCGUGUUACGCAUACACAUGGGACAUAAAAAUGGACUGGGGGCUUUUCGAUUCGAAAGCUGGUGAUAAUAAAUUCUUGAGGGAGGAAAUUGUUUACUCGGGAACGUGGAUCUACUACUUCGCCAUAAUUGAAGAUCUGAUCCUACGUUUCGGAUGGACCUUAUCCAUGUCGCUGAUUGAGGCUGGAUUUAUUGAAAGUGAAUUAAUGAUGACGAUUCUCAGUCCGUUGGAAGUGUUUCGCCGUUUCAUGUGGAAUUUCUUUCGAUUGGAAAAUGAACAUUUGAAUAAUUGUGGUAAAUUUCGAGCUGUACGGGACAUAUCUGUCGCUCCCAUCGAUCAAUCCGAUCAGAUUACCAUUCUUCGAAUGAUGGACAUGGAUGGGGAUGAAGAUGGGGUGAUAAACCGUCGCGAAAAGACAAAAAUCAGUAAAAAGAAAAAUGAUCUCCGGUUUUUGAUUCAGGGAAAUUCUGUUGAUGAAUUGGAUAGUUAAAGAUGUUGUGAUGUAGGAAGAGAAUAAAAUAUUUUUUUAAGUUUUAACAUGA